AUUUCGCGAUCCCCAUCUCCCCCUCUCUUCCAUGGCAGAGCCGCCGCCGCCCCCGUCGCAGUCUCCGGCGCAGACGCCGCUGCCCACGCAGCCGCAGACGCCCGCGGCAACCGCGCGAGAUGACAUGAUGGCGUGCGUGGCUGCGCUGGAGGCGGCGCUGCUGCCGUGCCUCCCCGCGCGUGAGCUGCAGGCCGUCGACCGCUCCCUCCAGUCCUCACACCAGAUUGAUGUCGAGAGGCACGCCAGGGAUUUCAUGGAGGCCGCCAAGAAGCUACAGUCUUACUUCAUCAGCCUGCAGCGUGAGGACCAACCAACAAACGAAGAACUGCUUCGUAAGGAGAUUACUACAAUGGAGGAAGAACUGAAGACCAAGUCUGAGCUCAUUGCCAAGCACAAGAGUCUCAUUGAAGGGUGGCAGAAAGAACUAAAGGACCAGCUGGGCAAGCACAACACCGAGCUCGAAAGAGUUUGAUUCCGCCAUGUACAUUUCCUAUUUCAACCAGAAUGACCAUGAAAUUCUGUGUGGGUGAAUGUUAGAGUCGUCCCUGGAAGAAUUGUGUCAGGCAAGAGACAAGCCAGCAUAACUAAUGUUUAGGAUCUGAUUAGUCAAAUUGUUUGUCGAUGUCU
Hordeum vulgare subsp. vulgare (domesticated barley) is the source of this 627-nucleotide messenger RNA. Its product is annotated as mediator of RNA polymerase II transcription subunit 28. Lineage: Eukaryota; Viridiplantae; Streptophyta; Magnoliopsida; Poales; Poaceae. The transcript is spliced from 3 exons. Gene Ontology annotation, cellular component: mediator complex. The record is from RefSeq and is a predicted model, not a curated record. Gene Ontology annotation, biological process: regulation of DNA-templated transcription. The coding region runs from base 32 to 472 and encodes 146 amino acids.